Echinops telfairi (small Madagascar hedgehog) is the source of this 1164-nucleotide messenger RNA. It is a transcript of the gene FKBP9, whose product is annotated as FKBP prolyl isomerase 9. NCBI's taxonomy places the organism in Eukaryota, Metazoa, Chordata, Mammalia, Afrosoricida, Tenrecidae. The record is from RefSeq and is a predicted model, not a curated record. The transcript is spliced from 6 exons. Gene Ontology annotation, molecular function: calcium ion binding; peptidyl-prolyl cis-trans isomerase activity. The coding region runs from base 1 to 1164 and encodes 387 amino acids.
AUGGCGCUCAGGGCUCGAGGCUGCCGGCCUCCGCCGUCGCCGCUGCUGCUGCUCCUGCUCUGGGUGACGGGGCAGGCGGCGCCCGUGGCCGGCCUGGGCCUGGGCCCAGACGCGGAGCUGCAGAUCGAGCGGCGCUUCGUGCCCGACGAGUGCCCGCGCACCGUGCACAGCGGCGACUUCGUGCGCUACCACUACGUGGGCACCUUCCCCGACGGCCAGAAGUUCGACUCCAGCUAUGACAGAGACUCCACCUUCAACGUGUUUGUGGGCAAAGGACAGCUGAUUGCAGGCAUGGACCAAGCUCUGGUCGGGAUGUGUGUCAACGAGAGGCGUUUCGUGAAGAUCCCCCCGACGCUUGCCUAUGGAAAUGAUGGCGUGUCUGGUGUGAUUCCCCCAGAUUCGGUGCUUCAUUUUGAUGUACUUUUGAUGGAUAUUUGGAAUUCUGAAGACGAGGUUGAGAUUCACACUUACUUCAAGCCCCCCAGUUGUCCAAGAACAGCCCAGGUAUCUGAUUUUGUAAGAUAUCACUACAAUGGAACCUUCUUGGAUGGGACACUCUUUGAUUCUAGCCACAACCGCAUGAAAACUUAUGACACAUAUGUGGGGAUUGGCUGGCUGAUUCCUGGGAUGGACAAAGGACUGCUGGGCAUGUGUGUGGGAGAGAAGCGUAUCAUCACCAUCCCUCCUUUUCUGGCCUACGGGGAACACGGAGAUGACUGUUCCUCAUUAUGCACGUCGGCAGAAGUGUCACAGCGCGGCCCUUACGCUCUCUUCAUGAGAACACUCUCAAGCCCUGAUGGGCUGGGACCUCUUCAGGCGGUCUUCUGCUUCAUUUUCAGGUGGAAUUUAGGCAAAACGUAUAAUAUCGUUUUGGGGUCUGGACAAGUGGUGUUGGGAAUGGAUAUGGGUCUCCGACAGAUGUGCGUUGGAGAGAAACGAACGGUGAUCAUCCCGCCCCACCUGGGCUACGGGGAGGCUGGAGUAGAUGGAGAAGUGCCCGGCAGUGCGGUGCUGGUGUUUGACAUUGAGCUGCUGGAGCUGGUGGCGGGCCUGCCUGACGGGUACAUGUUCAUCUGGAACGACGAGGUGUCGCCCAACCUCUUUGAAGAAAUUGACAAGGACGGCAACGGAGAAGUCCUCCUCGAAGAGGUAAUUGGCCUGUGA